UUAGUAUGUCUACUGGAUCAAUACCAUUGGUUAUUGCGUGCGUGAUCAUCCUCGCGAGUGUUCAGGCGCGACAGCCCAAGGUGGACCUGGAAAGCUUCAAGACAGAAGAAACCCAAGGAGACAUCACUCAUGUGAUAUAUCCCAGAACGGGAAGACUCUUCCAUGCAGACUACUUGAGAGACAAUCAGAUAUUUAGGUCGCUGGAGAGAACGAACUUCAUGAGAAGAGGGCCGUUUGCGAAAGGAGUGUCACUGAAGAGGCCGAAAAGAGACGACGGAGAAGUUGUCCCGAAGAAACAUGUGUAUGUGGGUGCCGCAAGAAUACCUAGUGUGGAAACUAAGAAAGGGGUAUUAGUCAGGGAGAAAGAUAUACCGUCGAAAGCAAUUUUGGUCAAAGUUAGCAGUGACCACCACAAAGUAGAAAAAAGGUACAAGAGAGAAAUUGUUAAAGAAGGACUUUCCGCUCAAGAAGUUGCCAAUGUCGGACAAUCACACAUAGAACAAACUACACCCACGGUGAAACAAGAGAAUACUCUAGAGAAGAAUAUAGAAAAGAUCUCUCAGGACGACUUAGAUGAAUUUAAUAAUAAAAUGAGUUUUGAAAAUGAGAUUACACCGAUUACAGAAGAAAAGAUGGUACAAGAAGAUACUGCGCCAGUUGUGAGGAACAAUGACACGGACAAAACUCUACUUCUUCGCGACAACAAGAAGGAAUCCGCUGAAGCAACUGUUAAAAUACCUGAAGUUGAUGUUGGAAGUGAUAGUCAAAUGAGAAAGACGAUAUUGGACGAUAGUUUGAAGCUGUACCCAGUGUACCGAGGAGUCAAGUACUACUAUCCGCUUUCAGAACGUCGCUUGGAGUAUUCCCCUCAGCUGACAGUACAGGUGGAUAUGCCAGUCGUGUCGGAAGAGGUGCAAGUUCGGUCAGCGCAAAACUCUACUGAUAAUCUUGAAGAGGAAGGAAGGAGUAGGCGGCCGCUGAAGAGGCUGGCGUUCCCGCUGUUGCUGGCAUUGAAACUGAAGACCGCCAUCAUGCUGCCCCUCAUCCUUGGGCUGAUCAGCCUCAUCUCUUUCAAAGGACUGUGGUCAGGGCUGACGGCUCUGGCCAUCGCGGCAGCACUGGGACUGAAAGCCCUGAUGGGGAGCGGUACGAGAGUCGUGGUGCAGCCACCAUUACUUCCCCCUACCCCGCACCACCAUUCACACCACUUCCCGCCUCAUGAUUACGUUGAGUACUGGAGCCGUAAGGGCGAAGAAUACAGCGACUAUAGACCUAACUCCUGGUCCUAGAGUUUUAAUAGUUUCCAUAAUUGUUUGUAAUAGUUGUGUACUUUACGUAACGUAGCUAGGGUUUUAUUCAAUGUUAAUGUUCGGUUUAGCUCCAAUUCACCUUUCUCUUAGUGAAAUCUGACGAUCUCACGUACUAACUCCUGGAAUCUGGAGUCUCUUUUGUCUGAAGAGAUCUAAAAAUAGUCGGCGACGAAUAACCUCAAAACGAACUCUUUCAAAGAGUCUAAAACCCAAUCCCAAUCAGAGUUUGUUUUGAGCUCCUUCGAUGCCGACUAUUUUCGGAUAACUUCAGGCGAACAUGACUCCAGAUCCCAGAAGUCAGGUCUAGGACAGCGUCAGGUUCCAAACGCUGCAAUAAGAGGAAGGUGGACUGGAACUAAACUUAACACAGUUUUGUACUGAUUAUUUAUUUAAUAUAAUGGUAUUUAUUUAUUAGUGUAUGUAUAAGAAUAAUAAGCAUUCCACACUGUAAGCUUGUAUUAAAUAAGUUGUCUAAUGUAAUUAAUAAUUUUGCAAUCCGAGAUAUUCGCAGAA
Messenger RNA from Homalodisca vitripennis (glassy-winged sharpshooter), 1823 nucleotides. RefSeq lists its product as uncharacterized. The record is from RefSeq and is a predicted model, not a curated record. NCBI's taxonomy places the organism in Eukaryota, Metazoa, Arthropoda, Insecta, Hemiptera, Cicadellidae. Bases 6 to 1289 code for a protein of 427 amino acids. The transcript has 3 exons.